Molecule: messenger RNA, 1056 nt
Organism: Fibroporia radiculosa
Lineage: Eukaryota; Fungi; Basidiomycota; Agaricomycetes; Polyporales; Fibroporiaceae
Exons: 5
Coding region: 1-1056 (351 amino acids)
Cellular component (GO): catalytic step 2 spliceosome
Molecular function (GO): RNA binding; protein binding
Source: RefSeq, a predicted model, not a curated record
AUGUCAAAACGUGGCGCAUCUCCACCGCCUCAGGGCGCCCUCAUCAAAAGAGCACGCUCAUCUUCCCCACCUACAAACCAAAUUGCUAUAUCGUCUUCAAACGACGAGCGACAACAAGCUCUUAUUCGCACUGUGCAACGAACAAGUAGCCUUGAGGCGCCAAUUAUCAGUCUGACGGGUUCGCAUGGGGCAGAAGUUAUGAGUUGUAGGUUUGAUCCUACUGGACAAAAUAUUGCUGCUUCUUCAGCAGACCGCAGCGUUUCACUUUGGCGAACGUAUUCGCCCAACAACAACUAUGGCCUUUUGCCUAAUCUCCACAAAGCUCCCAUUCUUGAUCUUCAGUGGUCCUUAUUCUCCCAAGUCUUGUAUACAGUCUCUGCGGACCAAACAUUAGUCGUUACUGACCUUACCACCGGACAACGCGUGCGCAAAUUACGCGCUCACCGUGGUAUCAUCAACUCGCUUGACAGAACAAUGGGAGGAGGUGCUGGUGUUGAACUGGUUGCAACAGGAGCAGACGAUGGGACAGUGAAAAUCUGGGAGGGCGGAGACGAGGGCACAAAAGCUCCCGUCAGUGUGUUUGAGAUAGGUUGUCCAGUCACAUCUGUGUGUUGGAGUGCGGAUGGCUCUAACAUUUAUGCUGCCGCGCUUGACAACGAAAUCCAUGUCCUCGACGUUCGCAAAAAUGAACAAGUGUACACGCUGACUGGUCAUACUGACACGCCAACAUCAUUAUGCCUUUCCCCAAAUGGCUCCUUUCUUCUCUCGCCUUCUUUCUCUUCACAAACCAUCAUUCAUGAUGUUCGGCCUUUCUCGCCUUCUCCCGCCCGUAUACACCGUGUUCUGAUGGGUGCGCCUGCUGGAUUUGAGAAUACGCUGCUCAGAGGGGCAUGGAGUAAGGAUGAUAAUGGCCGUCGUGCGGCGGUGGGUGGUGCGGACCGGACAGUAUGUAUAUGGGACGUCGAGAACGGCAAAGUGCUAUACAAGCUGCCUGGUCACAAAGGAACAGUAACUGCUGUUGAUUUUCAUCCAAAAGAGCCUAUUAGUUCGUAUUAA